This is a messenger RNA of Salvelinus fontinalis (brook trout), 3003 nucleotides long. RefSeq names its product piggyBac transposable element-derived protein 4-like. The transcript has 5 exons. Lineage: Eukaryota; Metazoa; Chordata; Actinopteri; Salmoniformes; Salmonidae. The record is from RefSeq and is a predicted model, not a curated record. The coding region runs from base 292 to 2625 and encodes 777 amino acids.
GUGGACAGGACAGGAGGCUUCUUCAACAGCGACAAAAGGCUUCUGGUUUAACCACGCGGUGCUUUGCUAGCAAACCUAAAACUCUUUAGACCAUUCUUGUGUAUAUUACUCUUAGUGUUUCGAGCAUAAUUCUGUUUACCUAUCUACAGGUUCAUUUAUAAACGUAAUUUGCUUGUUAAAUUAGCAAAUGUGUUAUAUUGAUACUACACUAGGCUAAUUUCCCGGAGCAUAAACGCACAAAUCUAGACGGAGAAAGAAACUCUGGUGAAAGGAGGCAAAGAAGCUUGAAGAAUGAAAAAGGAGAAACAAGAGGAUGAUAUUACAGUGAAAGAGGAAUAUGGGAAAGAGUUUGUCAAAGUGGAAAAAGAGGUAGACGCUUUCAGAAUCAAAAAGGAGGAAGAUGCCGUAAAAUUUAAAGAAGAGAAUGCAGUGAAAGAAGAGGAAGAACCUUUUGGAGUAAAAGAGGAAGAGGAGGCUAUCUCAAUAAAAGAGGAGGAAGACGUUUUGGGAGUGAAAACGGAGGCUGAAAAUCCGAUUAACUCCAGAGAGAGACAUGACUAUCCUGGAUCCUCUGGGGAGCAUCAACAACAUCCUGAUGCUGAUGAGUCAGAGAAGAGUCUCUCCAGAUCAGAACACCAGAUGGACAAUGCUAGCCCUUCCUCCCUCCCGGAGUCCCCAUGUCAUGCCUCUCCCGGUAGCGCCUCACUGCUGGGUAUGAAGAGGUUGUCUGUGCAGCUGGUGGACUGCAGGAAAACAACGGGGCUGAGUGGAACUGUGAGAGGAGGAGAGAAGAAAGGAUCAGAUUUGACACAUCAAAAAAUUGACCAGGAGAGUGACACAGAAGGAAUGGAUGAGGACUCUGUGAGUGACCACAGUUAUGAUUCCAGCGCGGAAGAAAUGUUUUUGGAAGGAAAAGAUCCACUUUUAGACCAUGGCACUGAUUCCGACUGGGAGCCCCCAGCGCCAACUUGUUCAUCCAGCUGGACCCCUGCUGUCUCUGGGCCAUCUACAGGUGUGAAGGCACCGACAAAGAAGCGGAAGAGGGGAAGUGUGCCACCUGCUAACAAAGGGACAGAAGGGCGUUGGCACACUGUCCUAGAAGAUGAUGUGGAGCCACGCCAACCAACUUUUCGGCCGAAAAGGAAGCCAGGACCUCAGGUGAACUCGACCACAACUUACAGCCCCCUUCAGCUUUUUCAGUUGUUUUUCACACAAUCCGUUGUAUUUUCGCUCGUGUCUAACACGAAUAAGUAUGGGAAGAAGAAGCAGGCAGGCAAAAAGGUAGCAUGGAAGCCCAUAUCCAUGUCAGACUUUAUCUGCUACCUUUCACUGGUCAUCUACAUGGGGAUGGUGAAGCUGAAAAGCCUGACGGACUACUGGAAAACGUCAUCCCUCUACCAACUACCUUUCCCCAUGACUGUUAUGUCCUGCAAAAGGUUUCUGGGUCUUUCACAGGCGCUUCAUAUCAGUGACCCAAAGGUUGAUGAAGCGAAUGACAGGAAGAGAGGCACAGCAACGUUUGAUAGACUGUGCAAAAUCAAACCUCUCUACUCCAGCAUUGUUGAGGCCUGCAAGACGUACUUUCAGCCAGCCCAGAACGUGUCAAUCGAUGAGAGGAUGGUCGCCUCAAAGGCCAGAAUUGGCCUCAAACAAUACAUGCGAAACAAACCAACCAAGUGGGGUUACAAGCUGUUUGUGUUGGCUGAUUCUGUGUGUGCCUACACAUGCAAUUUUUUUGUCUAUGAGGGGAAGAACAGUUUUGCUACCGGUAAGGGACUUGCCUAUGACUCUGUAAUGGAGUUAUUGGAUUUUCAACUGCUAGGGAAGGGCUACAAACUGUUUGUGGAUAACUUCUACACAAGUCCUACCCUGUUUGCAGACCUUAGGAAUCGGGAAGUGUGGGCUUGUGGCACCAUUCGUACCAACAGGGUGGGCUUUCCGAAGACGAAGGUGAACGACAUGCCUAAGCAGGCUGAGCGGGGGACCAUGCGAUGGAUCCGUGAAGAUGGCCUGCUUUUUGUGAAGUGGAUGGACACCAGAGAGGUGGUGAUGUGCACAACAAUCCACAAGUCCUUCAGUGGGGAUCAUGUGGUCAGACGUGUGAAGGAUGGUGCCGGGGUAUGGACCACCAAAAAUGUCCCCAUUCCAGCUGCAGUAAAGGACUACAACAAGAGCAUGGGAGGUGUGGACCUAUCAGAUGCGCUGAUAGGCUAUUACAAUGUUCUGCAUAAGACAAUGAAAUGGUACAAGACCUUCUUCUAUCAUUUCGUCGACAUUGCUGUGGUGAAUGCAUUCAUCCUACACAAGGAAAUGGCUAAGAGCUGUGGAAAGCCCUUCCUCUCACAGAAAGCCUUCAGAGAGCAGGUCAUCAAGGAGCUUGCUGGCUACAGCACCACUGCACCACACCCUGUCCCUUCUGCUCCUGCCACAAGUGUUCAUCUGCCCAAAUAUAUUUGUGCAGGCAUGGAUGUCCCUAAGGGCCAAAGGGGCACAGCAUGGAGGCGUUGCUGUGUUGUUUGCAAGAUGAAGUCCCCCAUCACCUGCACCACAUGCUCGGUGACCCUCUGCUUUACAUCAGAAAGAGACUGCUAUGGCAUCUGGCAUCAGCAGCAGAAUAUUGUGUAGAGCUUUGGCAAAGUGGGUGGGGUUAUAUCCUUCCUGUUUGGCCCUGUCCGGGGGUCUCAUCGGAUGGGGCCACAGUGUCUCCUGACCCCUCCAGUAUUUAUGCUGCAGUAGUUUUCUAUUAACAGUGUGAUUUAGAGCAAAAACCAGAAAAACAGGGACAAAUCAGAAACCUGGAGAACCUAAAUGGAGAAAAUGGAAUUGGGUAAAAAAAUAAUAAUUGAUAGAGAUGUGAUAUAUAGAUAGAGAUGUUAUAGAGCCAUAAAUAAUGUAGAAAUGCUCUCUUAUUACUUAUUAUCUAGGGAUAGUGUAGAGUAACAGCUGUAUCCUGAAGUGACCUUUAUCUCCCUGCUCCUCAAUACGUCUCCCACUGGAUCAAAG